Wallemia mellicola CBS 633.66 is the source of this 1017-nucleotide messenger RNA. Its product is annotated as alpha/beta-hydrolase. The transcript has 3 exons. Gene Ontology annotation, molecular function: hydrolase activity. Bases 1 to 1017 code for a protein of 338 amino acids. Lineage: Eukaryota; Fungi; Basidiomycota; Wallemiomycetes; Wallemiales; Wallemiaceae. The record is from RefSeq and is a predicted model, not a curated record.
AUGAAAUUUGACGAUCCAAGUAGCUAUACACUCAAUGAAGCUCUUAUACGUGAUCUAAAGUAUAGAUACGUUGAUAUAACUACUAAUGAGAAGGGUGAGGAGCUUACCAGAGGUGCCGUGUUGCUUGUCCAUGGAUAUCCAGAUACUUGGUUUACAUGGCAUAAACUGAUAGAAAGACUCGUCCAAAGUGGCUACCGUUGUAUUGUUCCAAGCACCGUCGGUUAUUGUGGUACUGAAUCACCAGAGGAUCUUAGAAGGUAUACACGUGUGGAAAUAGCAAAAGAUAUGAACGCAUUGCUUGAUUACAUCAACGUGUCUCAAGUAUUUGUAGUCGGACACGAUUGGGGUAGCUUGAUAUCACAACGUUUCUCGGCAUUAUUCCCAAACAGAGUGAAGAAAUUGGCUGUAUUGAGCGUGCCAUACUUCCCACCUGCAAGAGCCAAACAUUCCAUAGAAACUUUGAUAGCAGCUGGAUAUGAUCUUCUCAAAUAUCAGCUUGUAUGGAGAGAAGAUGUAACAAUCAACAGACUUGAUAGCUCUGAAGCCAAAUUAAAAUCUUUCUUUGCGAACCUAUUUAGUUAUCCAACUGACCAAGAUACACGUCCGGCUUGUGCAAACUUACAAGACUCCGGCUCAGAGAGGUGGGAGAAGGAAGUUCAUCCGCAAACAGCCCACAAAUCAUCCCUCCUGGGAGAGCAUUACGAAUGGCAUGUAGAACAAUUCAGAAAACACGGCAUGAGAGGUCCUUGUAGCUACUACAAGGUUUGGGAAAUCAACUCAGAGCUUGAAUUAGAUGUACCGCUCGGGUUUGAAAUGCCUUUCAUGCAGAUAAUUUUCCAAGGUGAACCAAUUUUCUCUGAUGAGAAAAAGAAAGAAUAUGCAGAGGCUUCAGAUGAUUUAUUCAAGACUAUCGUUGUACCAGAUGGUAUAACACAUUGGUACAUGCUUGAAAAACCGGAUCUGAUUUGCAAAUACAUACUUGAAUGGAUUCAGGAUGAUGUGAAGAGUACAUUAUAG